Molecule: messenger RNA, 2022 nt
Organism: Hippoglossus stenolepis (Pacific halibut)
Lineage: Eukaryota; Metazoa; Chordata; Actinopteri; Pleuronectiformes; Pleuronectidae
Product: olfactory receptor 5T2-like
Exons: 4
Coding region: 1-1914 (637 amino acids)
Biological process (GO): G protein-coupled receptor signaling pathway
Cellular component (GO): membrane
Molecular function (GO): G protein-coupled receptor activity; olfactory receptor activity
Source: RefSeq, a predicted model, not a curated record
AUGGAGAACGGGUCAGUGAUGACUCCUCUCAGGCAGCCUAUCGUGUUCGAGCUGGAGGGCUUCCACGUACCACCAGGCUACGGAUCGUUCCUCUUCUUCCUCGCUCUGUUUCACUACAUGGUGGUGCUGUUGGGGAACGGUGUGGUGAUGUGCAUCAUUGUCAUAGACAAGAACCUGCACAGACCCAUGUUUGUGUUGCUCUGUAAUCUGGUAGUCGUCGAUGUGCUGGGCUCCACCGCGGUGCUGCCUCGCAUGAUGAUGUACUUUCUGACUGGGGAGAAGAGGAUCACCUACAUCACAGCCAUGGCCCAGGCCUUCUCUGUGCACACGUACGGUGCCGCAGUGCAGACUCUUCUGGCUGCGAUGGCCUACGACAGGUACAUUGCUGUGUGUGAGCCGCUCAGGUAUCAGGCCAUCAUGACGUCAGCUCGGCUGCAGACCUGCUGCGUCCUGGCCUGGUCCGUGGCUCUGCUCUGUAUCAGUGUGCUCUUCACCCUUCACAUCAAUGUUCCUCUGUGCGGCAACACCAUCCAACACGUCUACUGCAGCAACCGGGUCAUCAUGAACCUGGCCUGCAGGUCCACCCCCACCAAUAACAUCUAUGGUCUGUCGAUGUCCUGGACCUUGAGUACAGGGAUGUUCGUCAUCAUUGCCUUUUCCUACUUUAGAAUCCUACAUGCUUCUGUUAAACGAGGCCGAGCUGACAGCAGAGUCUGCAGCAAGGCCUUCCAGACAUGUGCGUCACACCUCGUUGUGUAUGUGCUCUACGAGAUCGCUUCACUCACCAUUAUCGUGAGUCACAGGAUGACCUCACUCUCUCAUAACAUCAAGAAAUUCAUCAGCAUCCUGUUUAUCAUCAUUCCACCAGCAAUCAACCCCAUAAUCUACGGACUGGUCAGUAAAGAGUUACGUGCUAGUUUCUUCAAGAAUUUGAUCUUAUCUAAAAUGACGAUGAAAACAUUGCUUUAUUGUUUCAGGUUGAUGGAGAACUCCACCUACAACAGCCUCAUACUCCAGGUGGAGGGGUUGAAUGUCUCAAAUGAAUCGAUCUACCCAGUCUUUCUCUUUUUCUUUUGCUCCUACCUGUUUAUACUGGUAGCUAACGUAGGCAUCGUGGUGCUGGUGUUCAUAGAUAAGAAACUUCACCAGCCCAUGUACCUGCUCUUCUGUAACCUGCCCGUCAAUGACAUCGUGGGAAACUCCAUCAUGUUGCCCCGGGUGCUGUCAGACAUCCUGGUGCCGCCCUCCGAGCGCCUCAUCAGCUACUACGAGUGUGUGCUUCAGGCGUUCACCACUCACAUGUUCGGCACCACCUCUCACACGAUACUGAUGAUCAUGGCCUUUGACAGAUACGUGGCCAUCUGUAAUCCUCUGCGUUACGCCGCCAUCAUGACCAACAAGAUGGUGGUCAAGCUGACCGUGUCUGCCUGGGGCGUGGCCUUUGUUCUGGUGGGGAUUCUGCUGGGUUUGACCAUAAGACUGAACCGAUGCAGGACAAUGAUCAUGAAUCCUUACUGUGACAACGCCUCGCUGUUCAAACUCUCCUGUGAGAGUGUGUUUAUUAACAAUGUCUACGGCCUCACGUUCACCGUGGUCCUGCUCUCAGCUUCUAUCGGCAGCAUAGUUCUCACCUACGCUAAGAUCACAGUCGUGUGUGUGACCAGUAAGAACCAGUCUCUGAACAGUAAGGCCCUGAAGACCUGCAGCACUCACCUGAUGGUGUAUCUGAUCAUGAUCUUUAGUGGAAUCUCUGUAAUUACUCUGCAUCGCUUCCCUCAGUACUCUGACUACAGGAAACUCUCCGGCAUUUUGUUUCAUGUCAUCCCUUGCAGCCUCAACCCCGUUAUCUAUGGAGUGCAGUCCAAAGAGAUACGAAGAUUCUUGUCAAAAUUGUUUGAGCACAGGAAUAUGUGACAAUAAUAAGAGCAAAGAUUUCCAUGUUUAAUGUAUUAGGUAUUGACACACACACACAUUUAUAUAUAAAUUGAGCUAUGACUGUUCUACUGUACAACAUAGCUUAGU